Messenger RNA from Trematosphaeria pertusa, 1417 nucleotides. RefSeq names its product N-terminal nucleophile aminohydrolase. The transcript is spliced from 2 exons. The record is from RefSeq and is a predicted model, not a curated record. NCBI's taxonomy places the organism in Eukaryota, Fungi, Ascomycota, Dothideomycetes, Pleosporales, Trematosphaeriaceae. Bases 288 to 1352 code for a protein of 354 amino acids.
GUUACUUCGUCCUGGAUUUCACGCUUUUUCCGUUCGCGUCACCAUACUCCAUCUUCUUUUUCGUUGAUGCAAGCCACUGUACCCUCGAGCAUAGUACAGAUCAGCCGCCGUACUACCCACCAUAUAUUUCCUUUUUUUCUAGCAUCAGCUGUUCAGCCCAAGAUCCCUGAUCACCCCCAAUACAUAUUCUCCAGUUUCCUCUCUUCCCCCGUCUCAAAACACCCCUCAAAUUUCAUUCAUCACGUGAUUUCUCUUUAUCAACCGCGUUCCCUGAAUAGGCGUUCAUCAUGUGUCGCUGGUUCGCAUACAUCAGUCCCAUUGAGCCCAGUCUGCUCUCUGAUGUCCUUAUAACGCCUGCAAAUAGCAUCAGCAAGCAAUGCUCAGAACACUACCUUCCCGGCCUCCUCCCGUACGAAAAGGAAAAGGAGCUCGAUCACAGCUCCGACGCACUCCUCCGCAUGCGAAACUCCCUGCUAAACAUGGACGGGCUCGGCAUCGCCUGGUACACCAACGCCGCCAAGUCCUACAUCAAGAGCGUUGACGGUCCGCGGCCCGCACUCUACAAGUCCCAGUCUCCCCCCAUCAAUGACUUCAAUUUCCGCUCGCUGUGCGAAAACACCGAGACGCACUGCGUCUUCGCGCACAUCCGCGCCAGCAGCGGCAGCACCGUCACGCAAGUAAACUCGCACCCCUUCGUCUUCGGCCGCCACGUCUUCAUGCACAACGGCGUCAUCUCGAACUUCUCCACCAUACGCCGCGAAAUGACGAACAUGAUAUCCUUCGACGCAUACUGCAACAUCUUCGGCUCCACCGACUCCGAGCACGCCGCCGCCCUCUACAUCACCAACCUCACCAAAAACGGCACCAAAGACUCCUGGCAGAACUCCUACCCACUCGCCGACAUGCUCGACGCCAUGACCCAAACAGUCAUCCAGAUCAUGAUGCUCCAAAAGUUCAAACAGCCCGGCGCAGAACGCACCCCGAACUCGCUCAACUUCUGCACCACCGACGGCACUAAGAUGCUCGCCAUCCGCUUCCGCAACCACGCUGCCCAGCAGCCGCCCUCGCUCUACUGGUCUGAGUUCGCUGGCCGCACGCUCAACGGCAAGUAUCCGGGCAAUCCGGACUCGGCGGAUAUGGUGAAUGAGCAGGCGAUCUUCCUGGACGAUGAGCGGAUCGGGAAGCAUACGAUUAUUGCGAGUGAGCCGACGACGUACGAUGAGAAGGAGUGGCAUUUGAUUGGGAAGAACUGCGCGCUUACGGUUGAUGAGGAGGGCGUGGAGACGGAGGUGCCGAUUGAGUAUGAUGAGGGGUUGAAUGCGGAGGAUCCGAAUGAUCCGGCGAAGAAGUAGGGGCUUGCGCGGGUUGGGUGGUUCUAUAUGCUGAGUCUUGGUGGCCCGGUGGAUUGGAUGGGGCA